AUGGCACUUUCUUUUACAUCCAGAGUGUUGGAAAUCGAGGCCAUUAUCGAUUACGUCUUUUCCAAAAAACGCCUCGCCGCGGAAGCAGCUCAAAUGGCAGCACCAGAGGUCGCUUUUAUUGAAGAUGACGUCUUUACGACUUUGCAUAACAACAAGAGACUGGCCAUCCUAGGGAAAGCAGUCCUCGCCAGAGAACUUUGUAGUGCCUGGUUUAGAAUGCGUGGGUCGUAUGCGCAGUGGACGCAGUUGCGGAACGACAUCAUCUCCAACGAUGCAUUGGCUCGCCGAGGAUACAACGCUGGAAUUGACAAGGUCAUCAUCACGGCUAGUAGCACACCCAACGUGUCUCCUAAAAUGGUCGCAGCAACUCUCGGAGCCAUCGUUGGAGCAGUCCAUGAAGACGGAGGAGACGCUGCUGUUCACAACGUCAUGGAGCAUCUUGGGUUCUUCGACCACAUCCUUCUCACAGUAAUUUCUCUGUUUUUAUCAUUCUCGCCCUCAACAUGA
Molecule: messenger RNA, 507 nt
Organism: Bipolaris victoriae FI3
Lineage: Eukaryota; Fungi; Ascomycota; Dothideomycetes; Pleosporales; Pleosporaceae
Exons: 2
Coding region: 1-507 (168 amino acids)
Biological process (GO): RNA processing
Molecular function (GO): ribonuclease III activity
Source: RefSeq, a predicted model, not a curated record